ACUGAGUACUAGACCGGGUUUAAGUGGAUGGCGGAUUACGUUAAUUGCUCUCCAUUAUAUCGUCUGGGUGGACCGUGCAUAGUCGUAAACGCAGCGGGAGCACAGGGCUUCACACUCCCUCUCCCUCCAGGUCACCCAAACAUCACCACAGGAGCUGCUGGAUGAGUUGCAUCCCCGGCAGAUAGCUCUGGGUCGGCCCGUGACAGGUUCGAGCUCCCUCUUUCGGCGUGGUGUGUCCGCCCGUUAAGCGGACUACGAAGGGGUCGACUCGCGUGGAGAGAAAGUGAGUUUACGGGCUGCUGCUGCUGCUGCUGCUGCUGCUGCUGCUUUGUGUUAGCGGGAGCUCGAGACGGGUGGGCAGAAUGUUUCAACUCCCAGUCAACAACGUCAGCAGUCUAAGGAAAGCUAGGAAAAAUUUGAAAAAAGUGCUGGGUGACAUUGGCUUGGAAUUUUGUAAGGAUCAGAUUGAUGACUAUAAAGAAUUUGUUCCCAAUGAGUUCUACAUUAAGAACACGUCAUGGGACGAUGUUUGCAUGUUGGACCCCUCAAUGACCAAAUCACAAGAGUACCGCUCAAAGCCAUUCUGUUGUUCAGGAUGUUCAUUCGCCUCAAAGUUUUUCUCAGCCUACAAAAGUCACUUUCGUAAUGUACACAGCGAGGACUUUGAAAAUCACAUUCUUCUGAACUGCCCCUAUUGCACUUACAAUGGGAACAAAAAGUCAUUGGAAACACACAUCAGAUUGUUUCAUAUGCCUAACAAUACAGUGUGCCAGAAUGCUAGUGGGCUUCAGGGGGCAGGGCUUGGUUUGAAGGAGGGUGCACGCCUGGAUAAGACACGUGAUAAUGUCGAGCAGGCAGUGUACUACUGCAAAAAAUGCACUUAUAGGGACCCACUAUACAAUGUGGUGCGCAAGCAUAUCUACCGGGAACAUUUCCAACAUGUGGCGGCACCAUACGUGGGGAGGCUUGGUGACAAGGCAACACCACCUAAUGGAUCAACAGGCUCUGGUACAGGGAGUAAUACUGAUUCUAACACCAAAACUGGCGGUGCCAACAAUACAAGUACAGCCAUCCAUUGCAAGCGAUGCCUCUUUGUUCCUCGUACCUAUGAAGCACUUGUGCAGCAUGUCAUUGAGGACCAUGAGCGCAUUGGAUAUCAAGUUACUGCCAUGAUUGGGCAUACCAAUGUAGUAGUACCUCGGACAAAGCCUGUAAUUUUGGUAUCCCCUAAGGCUCAGGAGCAUAAAGGCAUCAUUGGUAUAAUGCCAAAGAGCAUGGUAGUGGCAGCUGGAGGGCGACCUUUGUCCACUGAGCAGCUGAGUCGCAUUGUCAUUCCAAAAGGAAGUUUGAACUCAACUGGUCUCCUGUCAGGUAUUCACCUGAAACAGGGGGCAUUUGGUCUGAAGCCAUGGUCUACCCAAGCUGUGACCAUUGGUGGACAACAGGUGCAGCAGUCUCAAACAAAUAAAUCUCAGCUUUCUGCUAGUCUUCGCAGUUCAGUCUCUACAUCAGCAUCCACCUCUAUAAUAAAGAUUCCUCAACUGACCUCACGAGUUCAGGAAGCGGCUACAACUGUGACUUCUGUUACCCCCAAGAAAGGCAACUCAGUCUUUGGCACAUCUUAUACUCAGAAAUGGAAGAUUUGCACCAUCUGCAAUGAACUCUUUCCAGAAAAUGUAUAUAGCUCACAUUUUGAGAAAGAGCACAAAGCAGAAAAGGUGCCAGCAGUGGCCAACUACAUCAUGAAAAUCCACAAUUUCACCAGUAAAUGCUUGUACUGCAACCGUUACCUACCUAGCGACACACUUCUUAACCAUAUGUUGAUACAUGGCCUAUCCUGCCCACACUGCAAGGCCACGUUCAAUGAUGUCGAAAAAAUGGUGACGCAUAUGCGAGGAGUGCAUCCAAACGAAUCCAUCGGGACACAUGCAGACUCGCCACUAACUUUUGACCUUACACUUCAGCAGGGGAAUCCGAAGAACGUCCAGCUGAUUGUCACCACAUAUAAUAUGCGAGAUGCCCCUGAAGAAUCUGUGGCGUUCCAUGCCCAAAACAAUGCAUUGUCAUCAUUACAUGGACGUAAACAGGUUUCGCUACAAAUACCAAAGACACCAUCCGAUGCCUCAGAUGCCAUGCCAGCUAAGACUUCACCACAAGCUGCUGUACCCUACAAGAGGGAUGUAGGGAAAACACUUUGUCCUCUGUGCUUCUCUAUUCUCAAGGGACCUAUCUCAGAUUCGCUAGCCCACCACUUAAGUGAGAGGCAUCAAGUUAUACAAACGGUUCAUCCUGUGGAGAAGAAGUUGACAUACAAGUGUAUUCAUUGCCUUGGUGUCUAUACUAGUAACAUGACAGCUUCCACCAUCACUUUGCAUCUUGUGCACUGCCGCGGUGUAAGCAAAACUCAGAAUGGUCGACCCACUCCAUCUGCCAGAGUUGCACAGGCACAGGGGUCUGGCCUCAAAAGGUCAGAUCUAGCAAACUGUGACCAGACUGAGCCAAAGAAAAGGAAAGUUGUUGCAGAUGACCAAACUAAGCCAAUGUCACCAGAGGAACCUGUAGUCUUCGCUUUGGACCCAAAGGGUCUUGAGAAUGAGUCCUACGAGGCACGUAAAGCGUUUCUCACACAAUACUUCAACAUGCAGCCCUACCCCACUCGCCGAGAGGUGGAGAAGCUGGCAUCCAGUCUCUGGCUUUGGAAAUCUGACAUUUCAAGCCACUUCUUGAAUCGAAGGAGGCGAUGCAUGCUUAAUUGUGAAACACUACAAACUCGGGUUUUACUGGGAUUUAAAAUGGAAGACAUUGUACAUUUGCAACAUCCCAUGAAAUUUCACUCUAAGUGGUAUUUCAAGGGCAACAAACAUGAGCCAAAAAGACGAACUUCUAGAAAUCGCAUAGGCCGAUCUGCCAAUGCCAUUAGUUUUCAGAAAAGAGCUACAACCAAUGGUGGUGACUUGCAACAGAAGCAGGGGACACUAGCAAGAUUUGCUGCCAAAACCUCACUCUACACUAAUGGUCAAAAGGCCACCAUAGGGAGCAACUGCAAUGCUUCAAUCAAGAGUACCUUAAAACCUUGCGCACUUGUCAGUUCGGAGUCAAUUGCUGUGGACUCGGACAGUGAAAAUGAGGAGGAUGUCUGUGAUGUGCAACAACAAGAGAAUGCUGGGCUAAACACACAGUCAGUUAGUAGUGAAGAACCAGAAGUCAGUAAUAAAGAGGAUGUGAUCUCUAAUAUCAGGGAGGACUCCCAAAGCGAAAAUGGUUAUGGGUCAAAUUACAUGUUAGAAAAAAAAUGUUGGCCAAUAGAUGAAUGCCAGUCAGGUGUAACAAACAAGCUUGAACAGUCAAAUUCAGAGACCGUUUAACAAAGCAACAGGUCUGAUUUCAGGACAGGGUUAAUUAAAUGGACAUGUAUACAUUUGCGUUAUGUUUGACAUACACCAACAAUGCUGCCUCAUUGAACUUCUGGACCGUGGUUACAGAUGGUAACUAUAAGGAUAUGCUUUUUCCUCAACUCCAAAAGCCAUUUAAAAGGCAAAAAAGUCAUAUUUUACAGUUUUGAACUUAUAAAGAUGACUGUGAAUGAUGCUGGGGUUUCUCUCAGGAUGGGGAAAGAAAACACUGAACAUGCACCAAAUAAUAGAAAAUUAUUUGCCUUCAGUUUAUAUUUCUUUAAAAUAACUAGAAACAUAAUUAGUUUGUUCAGCCAGUAUUGUGUGGUUAAAGGAGUCUAUUCUAGAAUUUCAUGUUAUUAUAUAGAAUAGGAAGUGUAUAUUUGCACAGUCUUUUAUAUAUGUCUAAGGAGAUGUGUAGGUGUAAUCCCUGAUUUAAAAAAAGAUUUGCUAUUCUUUUUGUGCUCACGCUAAUAUGUUCUACUUUUGGAUAACAUUUAAAUUACGUGGCUUUGGUGGCUAUUUCCAGUUUACUUUUAUUAACAAAUGUAUAGCACUUUGCUAAAAAAUAUGUCUAAAUAUAAAAAGGCAAAAUAAAAAGAACACAAUCUCUUUCUUCUGUUUUGCUUGUUUAUGAAGUAUUGUUUUUAUAAAUAUAUUUAUAAAUGCAUACUAUUAUAUAACUUGUGUUUUGCUUUAAAAGCAGUUUUUCAAUAUAUCUGCCCUAACGUCACAAUAAAUAGCAGUUAAAAGUAGACAAGUCUGUGUUUGGUUCAGCCUCGGCUGAAUGCUGUUUGUUUUCUCUUCCAACGAUUACACUUAAACUUCUUCAGAUGGACUUUUUGUUACAUGAGGUCCAGAAUGAGCAUUCUCGCUUCAGUCUAGCUUUGUUUUUAAAUUUGUGACCUCCAGUUUGUUAUUUGUUUUUUCCUUUAUC
Messenger RNA from Xyrauchen texanus (razorback sucker), 4329 nucleotides. Its product is annotated as activity-dependent neuroprotector homeobox protein-like. NCBI's taxonomy places the organism in Eukaryota, Metazoa, Chordata, Actinopteri, Cypriniformes, Catostomidae. Gene Ontology annotation, cellular component: nucleus. The coding region runs from base 363 to 3365 and encodes 1000 amino acids. Gene Ontology annotation, molecular function: DNA binding. The record is from RefSeq and is a predicted model, not a curated record. The transcript has 4 exons. Gene Ontology annotation, biological process: regulation of gene expression.